Molecule: messenger RNA, 1260 nt
Organism: Athalia rosae (coleseed sawfly)
Lineage: Eukaryota; Metazoa; Arthropoda; Insecta; Hymenoptera; Athaliidae
Product: alpha-tocopherol transfer protein-like
Exons: 4
Coding region: 210-1112 (300 amino acids)
Cellular component (GO): membrane
Molecular function (GO): phosphatidylinositol bisphosphate binding
Source: RefSeq, a predicted model, not a curated record
UCAACGGGAUAAGGUGGCAGUCUUUUGCAAAACCUCUUGAAGAAUGGUUGAUGCAAAAAAGUCUCUUUCGACGCUAUCGCACCAGAAUAAUUAAUUCGCUACGCCAUAAAAAUCUUUACAAUAUAUUCUACUUUCAAGUUUUAGUGGUACUAUACCUACGCAGUGUUAACUGUUUAAUAUUUUAAAUCCUGCGCUCUUUUGAUUCCAUCAUGGCUUUGGUGAAGAUGGUCACCGUUGAAGAAGAGAUGAAAAGAAAUCCGGAACUUAAGGAAGCCGAUUUAGCAUUGCUCCGAGAAUGGCUCAAGAAACAGCCGCAUCUACCACCUUUGUCAGAUUCCGAAUUGGUAUUGUUCCUCCACAGCAACUAUUACCGCAUGGAGCCAACGAAAACGACCAUCGACACAUUCUUUACCGUACACACUCACGUUCCAGAAUUUUUCUCAAAUGUCGACCCAUUAGGCUCCAAGGACGUUCGAGCAAUCAUGAAAGUUGUAUGCCAGUUUCCGCUGCCCGGAAAAACGCCAGAGGGGUACACCGUAAUAUACGCAAAAGUCACGGACAGCGAGCCUUCCCACUACGUGUUUUCUGAGGCUGUCAAGCUCUUGGGCAUGAUCACAGAAUUGCUCCUUUGGAGUGAAGGCACCUGCCCGGGGCAGAUUAUUCUCGUUGACAUGGAUGGUGUCGUAUUCGGUCAUAUGGCCCGCCUGAGUCCUAUGACGAUAAAAAAGUACUUUUACUAUCUUCAAGAAGCUCUUCCGGUCCGAGUAAAGGGCUUGCAUUUCAUGAACACGGUUCCGUUUAUGGAUGUUAUUCUGAACAUGAUAAAGCCUUUCAUGAAAAAGGAACUCAUGGAUGUGCUCGUUCUGCACAGCAACAAGGAUAGUUUGAAUCAGAAAAUCCCGCUUGAGAUCUUGCCAAACGAAGCAGGCGGUGAAGCUGGCACGUUGAAAGAUCUAUGGGCCGCUCAAGUGAAGAUUCUUGAGAAUCACCGCGCUUGGUUCCAGGAACAGGAAUCGCGCAAGGUCAACGAAGCUUUACGACCCGGCAAAGCGAAGAACGCUGCUGAUCUUUUUGGGGUCGAAGGAAGCUUCAAAAAACUGGACAUCGACUAGUAUUAUACCAGAACUAUUCGACUCCACAGAUACAUGAUUACGCAAUGUGUAUCUGCAUUGAUUAAUUCAUGAUUUCAAUUGUUAGUAGGUAUAGGUAUCGUACAAAUUAAGUUGCUGCGAAUGAAUAAAAAAUCAAUAUUCCGACUAA